GAUAUGAAUAUGAGCAAGCGACACCACUUUGCGAAUGAGAUCAAUUGGAACGAAAAAACAUCAUUUGAAUUAGUCGAUGGGGAUUUUUACUUUAAGAAUCUGAGAUUAAAGUAUAGGGGACGAGCUGAGAGAAAGGGAAACACCAGCGUCAUAACAAUGAUCAAUCGGUUACAACAAGAGAAUAAAAAGAUUCCAAGUGGACGUGUUAAUACUAUUGUUAAAUGUUUACCAGGUUCACGAACAGUUGGCGAGAGAAUGAUACUAUCAGAAGAAUAUGAUCCCGAAAAGGAUAAAAUCGACACUAUAUAUUAUAUCAAAAAAUUCAAUUCGUUUAUUGGGUCAUGCCUAAAUAUUGAUGAAAAAGAAGCAUGGAGCCUCGUCAAUAGAUGGUAUAAUGAAGUUGUUAAAUCUCCACAGAUCCAACGAACACAAGAUACCGAUAACGAAGAAAGUGAUUCUACCAACGAGUCAUCAAGAGAAACUAAUAAACAAUACAAACGAACAAAGAUUAAACAUGAUA
Molecule: messenger RNA, 520 nt
Organism: Racocetra persica
Lineage: Eukaryota; Fungi; Glomeromycota; Glomeromycetes; Diversisporales; Gigasporaceae
Source: the annotation of a GenBank genome assembly